AACCCAUGAAACAAUCUGAAUCGCUCUUGGCCAUAUCAAGUUUGCUGCUCCGUAAUGGCGCCAUUGCCUAUGCAGAACUACGAACAGGCGUGGUGAACCCGGACAAAAGCGAGAAGCCGUUUGUCGUUCGCAAAGGUCGACCAUUCAACGAUUAUGACGAUAGCAACAGUGCUUUGCGUAAGCUGUACAAUGACCACGAAUCCCAGUCGAAGGCUGAUCAGGCUUAUAAAAGCUGGUCCAUUCCUGUUGGCAAUGACGACAGCAAUAGUGGCACCACGAAGCGUGAUAAACUUCUCCAUAUACGUGGCUUGAAGGAUGUACGGGAUGAGCCGGCAGCUAAUCAGCCUGCUCAGCAGCAGCUGAAUACGUCCGAUGGCCAACUGUCGGUUUGGCAAGUAAUUGAAAACAAUACAGAGUUGACCAACUUGAAAGGCAUGAUGGAAGAAACGUUCUACCCCGCUAUUCUUGAAACAAAGUCUGCCAUCAACUAUACUGUUUUUGCCGUGGUCGACUCGGCCUGGGUCAAUAUUCCCAAUGAGCUACAAAAUGCUAUGGAAGGACCGUUGGAGCGAGUGCUAAAGAAUUCCAUUAUACAAUAUCACAUUGUACCCAACGCCACCAUUACCACCAAUGACACCCUUGCCAAUGGGUCUGAAAGCUAUGAAACACUAUCAGGCUUUGCCGUAUCAAUAUCCAAUCAUGCAGGAACCAUGAAAGUGAACGGGGUUGCAAUGAACUCCAGCGAUCUAUUUGCUACAAACGGGGUUGUUCAUCUGAUUAAUACCGUACUGCUGCCAUCUCAAAAUUCGGUUGUAUCCAAUCGCGAUAACUAGAAAUAUGCAUUUGCCUUUAAAUGGAGCUUGGUAGUUUGCUCAAUGAAAGUAUGUAGAAGUAAAUUGGAUAAUAUCAGACUUGCUUUCAUUCAAUAAAUAGGUGCUCAGAUACCUUUGGAUGAUACA
Umbelopsis ramanniana AG is the source of this 959-nucleotide messenger RNA. RefSeq lists its product as uncharacterized. NCBI's taxonomy places the organism in Eukaryota, Fungi, Mucoromycota, Umbelopsidomycetes, Umbelopsidales, Umbelopsidaceae. The coding region runs from base 6 to 833 and encodes 275 amino acids. The transcript is spliced from 3 exons. The record is from RefSeq and is a predicted model, not a curated record.